GUAAGUGAAAGAAAAGACCAAACUCACAAACACAAUUUGUAUAUUUCAUGAAGCUUUUGGGCAUGUCUAACUUUAGUUCUUAAGAGGUUUAAUCUAAUUUCCUUCGCUAAAUAUAAAAAAUGAAGAAGUUUAAUUGAGGAAAAAUGAAGAUUGAGCUUAAUAUUUCCAUUAAACAAUUUCAAAGUCAAACAAAAUUUUCAAAGAAAAAAAGCAGCACAGACACAAUUACUGAGUGUGGUGGGGAAGGGUCAUAAUGCAUAUCGUCCACAAGCAUUCCUCAUCUUCAAAGAUAGACUUACCAUCUUUUUCUCUUUCUACAUCUAUCUCUCUGAAACCAUGGAAGGAGUGUCUUCAGCUGCCAUUGAAGUUCUUGUUCAAAACCUGAUCAACCUUGUCAAGGAUGAGUUCUCUCUACUUCGAGGUCUCGACAAAGAUGCCCACCAGCUGCAGAGGACUUUGGGGAUGAUCCAAGCCUACUUGAUUGAUGCUGAGAAGAAAUCCAUCACCCAAGAAUCUGUCAAGAUCUGGUUGAGGGAGCUUGAAGCUGUGGCGUUCGAUGCUGACAACGUCUUGGACGAACUCAGCUAUCUUCUCCUCCACAAAAAAGUGAAGAAAAUGAAGACUCCCAAAGGCAAGGAUAAGGUACUAUCAUGCUUCUCAUCCUUUAAUGGCAUUUUGCGUCGGCGUGAUAUGGCUCACACAAUUAAACAAAUCAUUUUGGAUUUUGAGUGUAUGAACAAAAGGGCAACAGAUCUUGGCCUUCAAAGCAUGGUUGUGAAUGCACUGGCUGCUGUUACUCAUACUUCCAUUGAGACGGAUUCGUUCAGUCUUGAUCCAAUCUUUAUUGGAAGAGAUGAUGACGUGCCUAAACUAGUUGACAUGCUCACCCAAACUCUACCACGGGAAAGGAUGUUCUCCAUCCUUGCUCUUGUGGGAAUGGGGGGUAUGGGGAAAACUACGUUGACAAGGAAAUUGUUCAAUCAUGAAAGGUUAAAGGUUCGAUUUGGAUCACUUAUUUGGGUUCAUGUUUCUCAAAAUUUUGAUCCAGUUAGCCUUUUCAACAAAAUACUUUGUAAGUUGACUAAAAAGACCAGUAAUGGAGUUGAGAGCAGAGAUAAUAUCUUAGAAAAGCUUCAAGAAGCUCUCAAGGGUAAAACCUAUCUUCUUGUUCUUGAUGAUGUAUGGAAUGAUGAUGUUAUGAAAUGGGAAGACUUUAUAAACUCCAUAUUGGGAGUUACUUCUACAAAGGGUAAUGGCAUUAUCAUCACCACCAGGAGUCAAAAGGUUGCUUCAAUUGUUAACUCAUUUCAUAUUCAUCUUUUGAAUGGCUUAUCAGAUGAAGAUUGUUGGUCCAUAAUCAAAGCCAAAACUUUUGAUGAAAAUGGUGAGGUUCCAUCAGCAUUUGAGAUGAUUGGAAGAAAGAUUGCUAAAAGAUGUCAGGGUUUGCCAUUAGCUACCAAUGUAGUUGGGGGAGUGCUUCGCGGGAAGUCCGUAGAAGAGUGGUGCUUCAUCAAUGAAAAUUGGGUUUCAGAUGGUGAAGGAGGUGAUAAUAUCUCAAAUAUAUUGAAAAUGAGCUUUGAUCACCUCUCUUCACCGUCACUGAAGAAGUGCUUCUCGUUUUGUUCAGUUUUCCCCAAAGGUCGGGAAAUUAAGAAGCAUGACUUGAUUGAACUAUGGAUGGCAGAAGGCUUUCUUCAACCAAGCGAAAGAGAUGACAUGGAGUGUGUGGGCAACAUGUUUUUUAAUGUGCUUCUACAAAACUCUUUGUUGCAAGUUGCAAAUAAAGAUGAUUAUGGAAAUGUUUCAGAGUGUGUGAUGCAUGAUCUUGUGCAUGAUCUUGCAUCUUCUACCUUAGCCAAUAAUGAAGGUGGCAGUACUCCACUGCGAUACAUGUUUCUCAACGAAGAAGCAAGUCCUAUUCCGAAAAAAGUGGCUAAGCAUAUGCGUACAUUAUUCUUGAAAUGUGAAACUUCUGGUACGAAGUUGUCAGACUUCGAAUGUUUGCAUAGUCUUACUCUUUCUGGUGGUUAUAAAGAGUUGCCGAAUUCAAUUAGGGGAUUGGUACAUUUGAGAAAUUUGAAUAUUUCCAAUUCAAAUAUUGUAAAGUUGCCGAAAUGGAUUGGUGAACUCCAUCACUUGCAAACAUUAAGAGCAAGCCGGUACAUAGAUGAACUGCCAAGUACGUUAAAGUAUAUGUUUAACAUAAGGCAUCUUCAUAUCUAUUCUAAUACAAAGUUGCCGGCGGAGAUUGGGAGAUUGACUAAUCUCCAAACACUACCUCACUUCACAGUGGACAAAGAAAAGGGCUACCAAAUUGAAGAGCUCGGAAGUUUGAAGAAUCUCAAAGGAACACUAGUGAUUUGUAAUAUGGAGAUGGUGCGUGAUAAGGAAGAGGCUCUGAAAGCAAAUAUGUUUCAAAAGCCAAACUUAUUUGAUUUGGUGUUUGAAUGGAGUGAUGAUAGAGAAGAUGAAAGAAAUGAUGAGAGUGUGUUGGAAGGCCUCCAACCUAAUGCAAAUUUGAAGAAGUUGGAGAUUUCAGGAUUCAAAGGAAAAAGGUUUCCAACAUGGUCUGAGAAGAUGACAGUACGUGAUGGGCCUCAAGGCCCUUGGGUACCGCUUCCCAACUUGAUUCAAAUCACAAUCUCUGAUUGCUCAGAAAUAGAGGAAAUCCCAACGCUGGAGCACUUGCCUAAUCUCAAGUCUCUUUCUUUGAAAAAAUUGAAGAAGGUGAGGUUCAUAAAUGCUUCAUUCAAUCAUUUAACGUCACUCGAAAUAAGAGAGUUAGAGGCAUUGGAAUGUCUGCCAGAAUGGUUAUUCUAUAACAAUCAAAAUCUCACAUUUUUGAACAUAUCAAAAUGCCGUGUGCUGAAAGAAUUACCAGAUGGCUUGAACACCCUCCAUUCUUUGGAGAGUUUGUAUAUUUCGGAUUGCGAGAAUCUGAAGUCGAUUGGGAAUCCAAGUGGCGAAGCAAGACAAUCACAGGGGAUCCUCCGUCGGCUGAGUAUUAGAAGGUGUGGAGAGCUAAUGGAAUUGCCGUGUGAAAUGCUAGAGUCGUGGGCCCCUACAAUUGAGGAUCUUGUAUUGGAAGGAUUAAGGAGGCUAAAGAAUCUACCAAUGCUAAUUGACUGUCUCGCUAAAUCAUCUCGUCGUCUCAUACAAUUGACAAUCAGAGGUGUUCCUAAGUUGAAGGGUGCUAGUAGUGGUAGUGUUGAGAGUUGGGAUCUUAGCAGCUUGAAAUCAUUAAGCAUGGAUGUGAGUGUGGAAUGGACAAGAGAGGAUAGUGUUGGCAUUGCAGAGACUGUGGAAGGGAUGCUGCAAACAUGCUCCAACUCACUGCGUUACUUAAGUUUGAAGGGGAUGGAAAAUUGGGAGUGGCUGCCCCAAUCAAUUCAACAUCUCACUGUUGUUUAUUCAUUAGAGUUGGAGAAUAUAGGAGUAGAAGAAUUGCCCCAAUGGUUGGGGAACCUCUCAUCUUUAAGAUGGUUAUAUCUAUGGAAUUGCAACAAGUUGAAGCGUCUGCCCUCUGUGGAUACAUUGAAGUAUUUAGAAAUUAGUGAUUGCCCGGAACUACGUAUUGAUUUGGAGUGGCGCAGCCACCAUCGCCAUCUGGAAAUCAAGUUCUAGAGCUUAAAAAGUCACAGUCUCGGAAUAACUUGAUAUUCACGCAGGACAUGUGAAACAGGAUAAGGAAUCAAACACUGAAUUUCGCUGAAGGAGUGUUCAUGCAUGAUGAAUUUUGGAAAAUCUUAAGAAGAUCGAACAUGAAAAAAAGAAAAGAAAUUGAGGGAGUAGAACACAAGGAAGGAGGAAGAUGGUAAAUCUUAAGAAGAUCUUCACAUCGAAGCACUCCAUGAUUUCACUAGUAUUAAUUUGAUUAUUUGUACUGUUUCAUAUUCUGUUGAGGUGAAUAUUUUAAUGAAGCAAUGGAUGGCUCUCUAUUUGCAAUU
Molecule: messenger RNA, 3947 nt
Organism: Salvia splendens (bonfire salvia)
Lineage: Eukaryota; Viridiplantae; Streptophyta; Magnoliopsida; Lamiales; Lamiaceae
Product: disease resistance protein RGA2
Exons: 2
Coding region: 337-3624 (1095 amino acids)
Molecular function (GO): ADP binding
Source: RefSeq, a predicted model, not a curated record